This is a messenger RNA of Chara braunii, 1879 nucleotides long. NCBI's taxonomy places the organism in Eukaryota, Viridiplantae, Streptophyta, Charophyceae, Charales, Characeae. The record is from the annotation of a GenBank genome assembly.
GCGAGUACCGCAGCAAAAAAGGAAAGAAAAUUUUGGUUGGUAUUUUCUCCCUUUCCCUCCUGUUUUCUGUCAAGCCAAGCUGCAACAGCUCGUCAAGUCUGAAGACUCUGAAGGAAACAGUGAGCUGAAGAUGGUGUCAAGAAAAGGGGUCGGAGGGAGUGGAGGGGGAGGAGGAGUGGGAGGAGGAGGAGGAGGAGGAGUAGGUGGUGGUGGUGGUCGGUUGAACGACAAGAAGAUCAGCAUCGCUGUGGGUGUGGGUGUCAUUCUUGGGGUUGUGGGGUUCUUGUUGUUCAAACGGGGGGGGGGGUCGACUGUGAAGGUGGUAGAGCCAGAGAAGUCGGAGAAAGAUGACGUAGCGGAGGUGAUGAUGGAGAGGAAGCGACAAGAGGAUGCACUGCCCUCCGUGUACAGGCAACACGUGGAAGAAAGGAUGACAGACAUUGAGCUGUCCGUCGACGUUCUCAGAACCUCUUAUGCCGAUGCGCUGCAGAAAAUGAGGGUGCUGAAAACCCAAAGAGACGCAGCACGAAAACAGCUGGCAGCGGAGCACGAUCUCAGGCUUCGAAUGGAAGAAACCUGUGCAGGGGAGGGAGGGGGAGAUGUGCGCAAGGCGAAGGGAGUAAAGAGGACAGGGCGAGCGAAGGAGAAAGAGGAGGAGGUGGAGGAGGAGGAGGAGGUGGAGGAGGAAGAGGGGGAAGAGGGGGAGGGGGAGGAGAAGGGGGAGGAGAAGGGGCCAAAGGAAGAGGAGGGAAAGGUGCAAAAGGGAGAAGAAGGGGAAGAAGUGCGUACAGGCAAACGAGCGCGGUUGCAGUUAACGACGGCAGCAGGUGCUGAGAACAGAGUGAGAGUGGGACCACCAGGAAGCGUGAAAAGUCAGCGAACGAAUCCUGAGAUCGAACCCGAUCCAACGGUCAACGAGGAGUUGAACGGGAUCCUGGCCAAGGUAGCAAAGAACCGGGAACUGGUCGUCGCCAUUUCAGACAGGAACGUGCAGCCGAUGUUAGACGUAUGGAUCACCAGUCUGAAAAGGAUUCCAGUGACCAACCUUCUAGUAUGGGCACUAGACGACACGAUCGCCGAGUUCUGUACGGAGCAAGGGGUGCCGUUCUAUCGAAGAGAUGCAAGAGCGUCAGCUGCUCAGCAAGGCGUGGGAUCGAAUCACGCCAUAUCGGGACUCAAGUUCGCGUUGCUGAGAGAGUUUCUUGCAUUGGGUUAUGCAGUUCUGUUGUCGGACGUCGACGUAGUCUUUCUACAGAAUCCAUUCGAUCACUUGUAUCGGGAUUGCGACGUGGAAGCGAUGACUGAUGGUACCGACAACGCCACUGCUUACGGGUACAAUGACGUGUCGGAUGAUCCGGCAAUGGGAUGGGCAAGAUAUGCCCACACAAUGAGGAUCUGGGUCUUCAACUCGGGACUCUUCUACGCCCGACCAACGGUUCCUGCCAUAGAACUGUUGGACAGGGUGUCGGCAAGAUUAGCAAAGGAGUCCUCAUGGGAUCAGGCGGUGUUCAACGAGGAGCUGUACUACCCAAGUAGACCUGGAUACACAGGAUUGCACGCGUCGAGGAGGGUGAUGGACUACCUGUUAUUCAUGAACAGCAAGGUAUUGUUCAAGAUCCUCCGUAAGGAUGCCGUUCGGAUGAGCCUGGUCAAGCCCGUCAGUGUCCACGUCAAUUAUCACCCGGAUAAGCUCCCACGCAUGCGCGCUAUUUUCGAAUACUACGUGCACGGAAUGUCGAAUGCGCUCGAUCCUUUCCCGGAUGGCUCUCAACGCCGCCGACGGAAACGGCAACGGUAACGGAAAGAAACGGCAACGGUAACGGCAACCGGUGACGGAACGGAAACGGUAACGGAAAGAGACGGCAACGGUAACGGAAAC